CGCAUCUCUAAAGCGAACCACCGUGCUCCGGUUGGUGGGGUGGGCCUCCUCGUCUGCUCCCUGCUCCUCCUCCUCUGGUCUUCUCCGGCGAGCUCUGCACCACCGGCCCCGCCGUCGCCGGCGCCGUAGGCGGGAUGACGACGGCCUCGAGGCUGUCCUACAAGAACGCCACCGUCGCCCUGUGCGCCAUCAACGUCCUCACGGUGGCGCUCCUCCUGCGCAGCCACUUCUCGUCCUGGCCGCGGAUCGCCGGCGGCCACCGGUUCGAUUCAGCUCAGCUACGGUACAUAUGGGAGUCCGAAGAGUUGCGCCGUGCCAUGGAGCCUGUGGAUUUGAUUAGGAGAGUGAAAGAAAUUGAACAAGAAGCUUAUGGAGAGCCUGGCAUGUCAGCAACGCAAGAAGGGACGGCUGCUGUUGACUUGUCGAAAAGGUUGAAAGAUUUACGGCAAGGGAAUGACGGCAGCAGCCAAAGAGCACUGGAGGAGUGGCGCAAGCGGAAGAUGGAGCGGGCGAGGCAGCGGGCGAUCGAGAAGGACGGGAUGAUGCCGGGCGCAAAAACACCAUGAAGCGUACGUGUACGACAAGCGUUCCAGGACACAAGGGGGGGCACUGGUAUUCUUCUGCUUCUGCUUAAGCCCCUGGGGUUGCUGCGGCGAGUAAAUAAUGAUGUUCAUCAGUGGUCUGUUGAACCGACAGUGGCCGCACGAUCGUCUCACAGCGAUCUUCUGCCGUGCCUGUAAAAUCACCUGUAGCACAUACUGCUGUGUUUUUUUUUGCGGGUUUAAAAGUAGUUUAUUCCAAAGUAACAGGCUUACAGUCCGCUAAUACAAGAUUAUGAAUGAAGAGGGGUGGCCGUUGCAACCAACAAGCGGUGCUACGAGUCGUUCGGGCAUAAUUAGCAAGACAAUGUGAGACCAUGUUCUGUGAUCUCAGGAUCUUCACUGGUUUAAACUUCCUCUGUAGCAUGUAGUUCUUGA
Aegilops tauschii subsp. strangulata is the source of this 977-nucleotide messenger RNA. RefSeq lists its product as uncharacterized. The record is from RefSeq and is a predicted model, not a curated record. Lineage: Eukaryota; Viridiplantae; Streptophyta; Magnoliopsida; Poales; Poaceae.